Maniola jurtina (meadow brown) is the source of this 1072-nucleotide messenger RNA. RefSeq lists its product as uncharacterized. The transcript is spliced from 2 exons. Gene Ontology annotation, molecular function: ATP hydrolysis activity; ATP binding. Bases 30 to 1034 code for a protein of 334 amino acids. The record is from RefSeq and is a predicted model, not a curated record. NCBI's taxonomy places the organism in Eukaryota, Metazoa, Arthropoda, Insecta, Lepidoptera, Nymphalidae.
ACUACCAAACCACUAACGAACAAUUAAGUAUGGAUCGAGAGGAUCCUAAUAAUUUAAGCUAUGAACCUAUGGAUGUGGAUUUGAGCGCUCAUUCUUCAAGUAUGAUGGAUUUUUCAUAUACCGAGCCUGAUAUUGAUAUAUCGAUCGUUAAAACGGAACCGCCUGAAGUAGACAAUGUUUUCGUUAGCGAAAGUAGUUUUGAUGUUAAUCCAGAAACUAUCAAUAAAUUGGUUCUCAGCAAUAUACAACACCACCGCACGUCAGUUGCCAGAACUAAUAUAACAAAACGUAAACCAAUGCUACUUAUAAGUUUAACUGUGUUAGCUAUAUCAAUUUUAACACAUCAAAUUGCAAACUUUAAUUGCUGUGAAAGCUUAAAUAUAGAAAUUUUAAGACAUAAUUUAACGUCCAAAUUAUACGGACAAACAGGUGCUGUAAAAAGCAUUAUCUAUGCAUUGGAAUCAAAGGAAAACAGAAAAAUGUUAUUAUUCUAUGGAGGCACAGGCGUUGGUAAGACGUUUGCAGCAUCUCUAAUGUUAGAAAAUAUAUUAAAUCACAAAAAUGUAUACCAUCAUACAAUGCCAAGUUUUCUGCAAACAUUCUCAUCAGACUUAAUGCUUGGGUUAUUGUUUUGCAAGUCUGUAAUUUUAGUUGUGGAUGAUUUAACUAGAGAUGAUAUGAUGAAUAUAAAACCUUUGAUCAAAGAAUUGAUGUUAAAGAGUAAGAGGCUAUCUAAAAACAUUACUAUAAUAUUGAUCUACAACUGUGAUAUUGUGAAUGAAGAAUUUUUAAGAAAAUGUGAUCAAUCUUUCUAUUCAGAGUUGAGACGAAGUCUAGAAGACUUAGAUAUUGAGAAAUAUUUUAUCAAAUUUGAAUCAUUGACUCAAGAACAUUUACGGAAUUGUAUUGAAGAUGAACUAGCAGAUAGAAAUAUAAGUGCCAAGAACAUUGACAUCAUUGUGAAAAAAUUUAAUGCCACACUUGACGGAUGCAAAGGAGUGCAUCAAAAAUUGCAGUAUAUGAAAAUUCUAUAAAAUUGAGGUAACUAUGCAAAUAAAUGAAAUAUAAUAAA